UCUCUCCAGCUAGCUUCUCUUUCGGAAAUCUAAUUAUUCCUCCUUGUCAUCUGACCACGGUUACACGCCAGAUCUUUUGCUAUUCUGUGCGUUUUACUAUCAUGAAGAACGUCGCGCUGUUUUUAUGGGCAAUUUUAAUCCCGGCUUGGUGUUUUGGACAGAUAAUAGACAUCGGUGGAAUAUGGGAGAUACAAUGUCCUCAUGUAUGCAAUUGUCAGAUAGCAAAGUUCUAUGAUUUGCCUUUGUAUCAGUGGGCCAACACGAAGACGAAUGACCAAGAGAAUUUAGAACCGGAGGUGAACUAUUAUCAGAGUUUGAACGACGAGGAACCAAUGGGAAACGAAUUGUUGAAAGUAGCCACGUGUGUGCUAACAAAGGAUGCAAAGCAGUUGCUGGAAUCUCUUCCGACAGAUUUGCAGGUAUUGACUAUUCUAGAAUCUGGUGACGGAGACAAAGAAAUCCGGUUGAGUUCCGCCGAUACGAAUCGUUUCACCGAUUUGAUAUCCUUGGAUAUACAGGGAAUGGGAUACAACGACAGACUCCGAAAUUCUGGCGGAAAGCUCAAAUUAACUAAUAAAAGAUAUGGAAUAGUUAUAGAUGAGGACGCGUUGCUUCCACUUGGUCCGACGCUUCGCUACCUCAACUUAGAACGCGUGAGGCUCGCGAGUAUGAGUACGUUGAAUAAAGGUCAAGUGAACUUGGUCGUCAAGCCGGUAAGUCACGCGAGCAAUGAGGACGAGGAUCACGAUUCGGGACCGGAAGAUGAAGUAGUCAACCAGAACGGCUUGAGAUUGAUAUUUUUGAGCCACGGGGGUGACGGAGAAAACGGCAAGGAAGAGGACCGAGAAAUUUUGCCGUAUAAUCUGUACAAACAAGAAGUCGAGGGCUAUAGAGAAUCUGCGAGUCUCUUUACAGGUCUGGGAAGAUUGACGCACUUGAGAGCCUACGAUUGCGCGCUAAAAGAUAUUUCUUGGGAGAUGUUCGACGGCUUGGACAGCCUGGUUUUAUUGUCUCUGGAGAAAAACGACUUGAAAGUCAUCCCUAAAUUCUGCUUCUAUGGGACACCUAUUUUGAAAUCACUUUCUUUAGCCGAGAAUCAGCUGUUGACAUUGACGAGCGUCGACCUGGCUGGACUAUUGGCACUUGAACGAUUGGAUCUUCGGAGAAAUAAUUUAACGUUAUUAUCCGAACUCUCUUUUCCCCCAUUUCCAGUCCUGGCCGAAGCUGACUUCACCGGAAAUCCACUCGACUGUAUAUUUCCAAGCACGUUUGAGAUCAUGAACGCGACGACUAAAUUGUAUCUCGGAGGCGACGGGGCGCUGCUCAAGUUGCAGCAAAAUUCGUUUCUAGGAUUACGCUUGCUGGAAGUAUUACACUUGUUUAAUGUAGAGAUACAGGUGUUGGAGCGUUUUAUAUUACGAGGAAUGCCGGCACUGAGGGAGUUGAAAAUCAACGGAAACAUAAGCAGAAUAGAUUUUGACGCGUUUCUCGAGCUAAGAAGUCUGGAAGAUCUGGACCUGAGUAAUUGUCAAAUUCGAGAAUUAUCCAUGGAUGCUUUUUACGGAUUGGAAAAAGUCAAGCGUAUCGAUUUGUCCAGAAAUGAAUUAGAAACUAUUACCCCUGGGCUGUUUACUCUGCAGCAGCAAACCGAACUGAGGGAAAUUCUACUAAAUAAAAAUAAGCUGACUACGCUUCCGUCAGAUUUUUUUAAAAGCCUUAAAAAUCCUGGCAAACAACAUCAAAUAUUGAAUCUGAGAUUAGAUGGAAAUCCUUGGGACUGCAACUGUGAUAUGCGUUAUUGGAACCCAAAUUUGGUGAACAGAAUCAAGGAAACGGCACCUCGUUGUAUGACACCAACAAAACUAAAGAAUUGGGGAGUUUUUUACGCUUUGCGUAAAGGUGGACUCCGUUGCAAGCGCAUAAAACGAAGACAUUUUCGAGCAAAUCAUAAGCUCUCAAUUUACGAAAACACCAAUAACAUCAGCUAGAUUCCAGAUAGCGGUCCGCACGAUUUACCGUGUCACUAUAAACUUAUUAUGCACAUUUUAAGGUAGAGAUAACUCGCGCGAAAUAGCGCAAUAAAAAAUUGACAAAAUUAAUGUUAAUUUCUAAUCAUACUGAUUCAGCAUCUGUAUCUUAGCAUCUCAGACAAUGCUCAUGGAAGCGUAAUAAAAUGAGAUUUCCGAAGCAUCCGUUUUCAUGUACUUGACGAAAUAUUAGUAAAAAGCUGAUAAAAGAUAAUUUUAUUACACAACGUCAUAUCGAAGCUGGAGAGAUGCGUCCUUAAUGGUCUCGAACGUUCCGUAUUCCUUUACUCACAAAAAAAAGUCUUCUAAUUUUAUGUUUGUAAAAUUGCUGCGGGUUGAACUUUGGAAUUACAAAUUUAAAUAAAUCAGAUCGUAGUGUUAUAAAUUCUGUAUCAUAAAAUAAACAAAAUAUAAAUU
Molecule: messenger RNA, 2444 nt
Organism: Diprion similis
Lineage: Eukaryota; Metazoa; Arthropoda; Insecta; Hymenoptera; Diprionidae
Product: carboxypeptidase N subunit 2-like
Exons: 6
Coding region: 102-1988 (628 amino acids)
Molecular function (GO): protein binding
Source: RefSeq, a predicted model, not a curated record